CCAGCGUCCUAUGAUUGCUGCACUCAGCUUCACCACAUCGACAAUAUACGAUGGGCCGGUUACGUCGUUCGAGGACACAUAAGGCUCAGAGAGAUGUACACAGGGCGUCUAGGACACGGGCUCGAACGAAGGACUUGGACCAGAUCCAGCUGAUUGACCUGGAUCCCAAGAACCGCGCAGCUCUCGAGGCCCAACCGCUCGACCUCGAGAAACCAGGCCUUGCACAACACUACUGCGUCGAAUGCGCAAAAUACUACGAGACGGACCACGCUCUCCGCUCACACUGGCGAAGCAAGGUCCAUAAGCGGAGACUAAAAGAGCUCAAGGUGCCCGCGUACACCAUAGAGGAGUCCGAGAGAGCUGCAGGGCUAGGGAAGGAGGGGAAAAGGCCCGAAGCGUCGAUACCGAUGGCGGAGCCCAUGAUGGCAUAGUCACAGUUCAGAGGUGCGGAGUACGCUUGGAUGCCUUCCCCGCACCCACCUCUCCUUCGUCUGCGCUUUUUGGUUGGGCAAGUGAUACUAGCAACGACCUAUCGUAGAGACGGCGUUAUAGUUGUCAUUUGCAGCGUACCUUGCUUGCGUGUACACAUCCCUGCCCACCCUGCCACUUCCGGGUAUUCAAAAUGACAGUGGAUUCUAGCUGGCCACUUCGCCAGCGAUCUCGACGUCACCUUACAAUCACGCUCUCCUGUGCAGUAGAUGAUAUACAUUGGCCAAUAAUCUAUGUAAUACAUGCAACCAAUAACUUAUUCCGGAUCCGAGUC
This is a messenger RNA of Coniophora puteana RWD-64-598 SS2, 763 nucleotides long. RefSeq lists its product as uncharacterized. NCBI's taxonomy places the organism in Eukaryota, Fungi, Basidiomycota, Agaricomycetes, Boletales, Coniophoraceae. The record is from RefSeq and is a predicted model, not a curated record. The transcript is spliced from 4 exons. Bases 51 to 431 code for a protein of 126 amino acids. Gene Ontology annotation, molecular function: nucleic acid binding; zinc ion binding.